AUGCCGGACGGCACGAUGAAAGCCGUUGUGUUCAAGGGGCCGAAGAAAGUUGAGCUUGAGGAAAGGCCUAUCCCAAAGUUGCAAGAUCCCACAGAUGUCAUUGUGAAGGUCGAAUACACUGCGUUGUGUGGAAGUGAACUACACGUCUUCCGAGGUCACCAGCCCUCGCCUACUGGAUUCAUCAUGGGCCACGAGUUCACAGGCAAAAUCGUGGAAGUAGGGUCGGCCGUGAAGACGCUCAGCGUAGGUGACAAGAUCGUGUCUCCCUUCACCCUGAGUUGCGGCGCCUGCUUCUACUGCCGCAACAAUUUCUCCUCGCGGUGUGAAAAGGGUUUGCUUUUUGGUAGCGCCGCUCUCGACGGAGCGCAGGCAGAGUACGUGCGAAUUCCGCUGGCAGAGGCAACGGUCAUGAAAGCGCCAGAAGGCAUAAAGGACUCGGCGUUGGUGCUCAUGGCUGACAUAUGGCCGACGGGCUACUUCGCUGCGUCGAACGGUUUCAAGAUGUUCAGCCCCGAGCAGAUCGCUGAGGCCACCGUGGUGGUGAUUGGGUGCGGACCCGUGGGCUUGUGUGCGCUGAUCAACGCGGCGGAGUAUAAGCCAAAGCAUUUGCUCGCGGUGGACGGAGUGCCGAGCCGUCUGGAUCUGGCGAAGAAACUGGGCGCCGAGCCCUGGAAUUUCCAGACACAGCGAGAGGAAUUGGACAAGCGGGUAAAGGAACUGACGGAUGGUCGCGGCGCGGACCUGGUGAUCGAGGUUGUAGGGUUGAGUCCGGCGCUCAAGAUGGGUUUUGAGCUACUCAGACCGUGGGGGGUGAUAAGCAGUGUUGGGGUGCAUAAUGGCGAGAUCCCAUGGACCGGAAACCAGGCCUACGGCAAGAAUCUCAGGAUACAGAUGGGUAGAUGCCCGGUUCGAUCCAUCUUCCCGCAGGCGUUAGAUAUGCUCAAAAAGAAGCAAGACCUCCUUGGAUUCAUGGCCGACAAGAUCAUGCCAUUGAAGGAUGCUGUGGAGGGUUACGACCUAUUUGACAACAUGAAGGUGCAGAAGGUGAUUUUCAAGGUUGAAUAG
Messenger RNA from Verruconis gallopava, 1065 nucleotides. RefSeq lists its product as uncharacterized. Lineage: Eukaryota; Fungi; Ascomycota; Dothideomycetes; Venturiales; Sympoventuriaceae. Gene Ontology annotation, molecular function: zinc ion binding; oxidoreductase activity. The transcript has 4 exons. Bases 1 to 1065 code for a protein of 354 amino acids. The record is from RefSeq and is a predicted model, not a curated record.